GCUCAAGCUUCUGCAGGCAGCGGGAUUUUCACUGAGCUCGAGGCAGAGGGAAGCCAGCGAGAGCUGGGGCUGAAGAACCCGCAGCGAGGCAGCACGACGAAGCAGAUGGGCCUCACACCUCCGAGGCCUCCCAGCGGUGUGGAGGCAGGACAGGAGUGAAGGGAAGGCUGCUGCAGGCAGAGGGGCUGCGGAGGCUCCCUCACAGGCUUCCAGAAGAAGGGCAGCUCGGUGGACGGCCCUGCUAUGCUGUCGAACGGUGUGGGGGACAGGCGUGGACAAGCUAUCUGCCUCCCUUCGAGGCCGCUUUGCCGGCCCUCCCCGCGUCCAUCCCCUCAGCCCUCGGGGCGUGGCGGGAAGGCGCCUCACGGCCCCUCAGGGCCGCCUGUGGCUCUUGCUGCAAUCUGGGCUAGGGGCUGCCCGUAGUCUUCCUUGGUUUCCCCACACUUUCUGCACGUUGCCACAUCUUUGUUUUCUCCCGUUCUCUGUCUUAAACUGUGACGGCUUGGGUUGUACUUCUGUGGAGUCCCGGUUUAGUACCGCUGCUGAGCCUCCCCUGAGGCUUUCAUAACUUCCCCUUGAAAUUACAGCUAAAGGGAGUAAUAACUGGUGCCGGCAGUGCUUGGUCCUGUGGUCCCGAGAGCUGCUGGAGCCCUGCAGUGAGGAGCAGUUACCAGAGGAGUGGAGUGCUUCAUGUGCAAGCACAUUGCUAUGCAACUGCACUGAGAAGGUACCAAGGAUACCGUCAACAACACAAAUAACUGCCGAGUUAUCGUGAGGAGAUGCACAAACUUAGCUGCCUCGUCAUUAUUUCACACUGAAGAGCAGGCAGCCCGAGCUGCAGAUGUUACCAAGUGUUUAAAUUCACUUCUUGUCUUUCAAGUUUCUUGCCACUUGUCUACAUGUUCACACGACAGGUAAGAAACCCUCCCAGCCCUAGCUUUCUAAUCCCUGGUGCCCAAGCCAUGCCCCAGGCCUCCAGAGGAUGGCUCAGUUGGGGAUUUAUGCUGGAUCAGCAAGUCAAUGUAUUGGAUGCUGCUGUGAUAAAUACACAGACAAAAGGAUGCCUGGUUUUGUCUUUCCCCCUGCUCCUCAGUACAGACAAUGUCUGACUGUCUUGCCCCUUCAAAACAGAAGCUGUGAACUGAAAUUGUAAGGGACUGGUUGUAUCAGUUGAAUGUUCAUAAAUCCUUGGGGCCUGAUGGGAUUCACUCCUGAGUACUGAAGGAGUCAGCGGAUAUUAAAACUGGACCUCUCAACAAUUUGUCAGAGGUCUUGGGAGUCUGGAGAGGUCCCUGCUGACUGGAAGCUAGUGAACAUUACACCUAUUGACAAGAAGGGCAUGAAAGAAGACCCAGGAAACUACAGACCCAUUAGUCUAACCUCAGUAUGUAGAAAAGGUAUGGAUAGGAUUAUCCUGGAGGAUAUUGAAAGGCAUGUAAAGAACAAAGCUAUUAUCGUGCAUAGUCAACAACCCUUCAUCAAGAGAAAGUUCUGCCUUAGUAAUUAGAUCUCCUACUAUGGUAAGGCCAUCCUCUUGAUGGAUGUGAAGGGAAGGCAGUGGAUAUAAUCUUUCUGGAUUUUAUAAGGCUUUAAAAAUAAAUUUAUAUUUUUUAUAAUUUUAUAAAUUUAUAUUUUUAUAGGGCCUUUGAUACCGUCCCUCACGGCAUCCUUCCGGACAAAUUGUCCAGCUGUGAGAUGAACAGGUUCACACUAUGCUGGGUGAUGAACUGAAUGAACGGCGGAGCUCAAAGGGUUGUAGUGAAUGGAGCUACGUUUCGCUAGUGGACGGUCACUAGUGGUGCUCCCCAGGGCUCAAUUCUAGGUUCGGUUCUGUUCAACAUUUUAAUCAAUGAUCUGGAUGCAGGAGUUGAACGCAUCCUUAACCAGUUUGCUGAUGAUACUAAACUGGGAGGUGUUGUUGACUCCCUAGAGGGACGAGAGAGUCCUUGCAGAGGGAUCUAGAUUGGAAAAUCAUCAACAGCAUCAAGUUCAACAAAGGAAAAUGCUGUGUUCUGCACCUGGGGUGAAGUAAUGCCGGGCAUGAAUACAGCCUGGGAGACGAGUGACCGGAGAGCAGCUCAGCAGAAAGGGACUAGUGCUGGGAGGUUCAGACUGAACGUUAGGAAAUCUUUUUUUACUGUGAGGGUUGUGAAACACUGGAACAGGCUUCCUAGUGUGCUGGCUGAUGCUCCAAGCCUGUCAGUGUUCAAGAGGCAUUUGGAUAAUGCCCUCAAUAAUUAUGCUUUAAUUUUAGUUUAGUGGUGAGGCAGCUGGGACUCAAUUAUCAUUUUAGGUUCUUUUCAGCUGAACUAUUCUAAUUCUAAUUUGCUUUACAAGGGAUUGAUUUCAUAGGCAGUUGGGACCUUUUAAGCAAUGAGGCUGACUGACCUCAGGCAGCAGAAGGAAGGUAUUUCUGUGUCUGGCUGCAGCAAGGCCUCAUUUCCCCUGCUGGAAAGCAAAAGCAGGACCAAAUGUCAAAGGCUGCCCUGGGACUCUCCCUUCGUCAGAGAGAGUGCUUAAUUCCCUCAGGUUGCAGAACUGCUGAAGAUGCAUGUGUGGGGAUAUCUGUCUACUGGUGCUGAGUUUGGAUGUGACUGUGUAGUGGAUCUGUGCUGUCUGUGGAGGAAAACUGGUGAGCCUCUGGAGAGCCGCUUGGCUGAAGCUGCUGAAACUGGUUUUGAGCUCCUGAGAUGACUGCUGCCUUCCUGAGCAUGUCCCAUCUUGACCUGGAGGCAGGGGGCCAACAUCCCACAGGCAGUUCCCACCGAGAUCCCAGGGAGCUGUGUUGGCGAGCGGUGGUUAGGUGUGACAGCGAGAUAAAUCAGGAGGCAUCUUGCGAGGGAGUGUGAAGUGAGGAUGCCCUGGCAGCAGCCCGCCAGCACAAGGUCUUCGUGGUGCUCUCUGGAUACAAGAACUCGCAGAACCCAAGAAAGUGCCUUGUGCAAACAGUCCCAGGCUUGUGUGGGGAAACCAAGAAACAAUCUGGACCCUCUCAAGGGAAGCUGCAACAGCUCAGCCAUCCCCAAGAACAGUGGCACUAGCCAAACCCAAGCAAGACUUUGGCAAGCACCAUGGCAGGUUUCCAAGUUUGCUCUGCAGGCCAUUGCAAGCCCUCGGACCAUAGAGCUGGCUCGGGCAAAAAGACUGAACCCUAACUAUGUGCCCCCGCGGGAUGCUCAGUGGCCAGUGACAAAGGCCGCAAAACAGGCGGUGGCCACACCGAGGCUUGUGGAACUGGCCCAGCCUCGUAAAAGGUAGGCACUGCUCCCCUGCCAUGGGGAAUGCUCAGUUGUCAGCCCCUUUAGUGCAGGCUGUGGCAGCUUGUUGAGUUGGGUUGGACACAUGUAAUUAAGCCCUGUUUGUCAGCUUCCAAAAGACAUGGAUUUUACAUGGUUGGAUGUGUCAGUGCUACAGGAAUUCUAGUUUCAAAAGCAUCUUUGAGGUUGAAGGAGAACUAAAAAAGAAGGAAUAAGAACUUUUUAAUACUAGUAGGAAUUACUGAUUGUAACAUCUCAAUUAUUAAUUGCAAUUAAAAAAAAAAAUCAACCAGCUGACACAGGGUAAAGUGUAGCACAUUCCUUUUGCCCAGCAUGGUGUAGCUGGCCUCAGCCCA
Cygnus atratus (black swan) is the source of this 3613-nucleotide messenger RNA. It is a transcript of the gene SPMAP2L, whose product is annotated as theg spermatid protein like. The transcript is spliced from 4 exons. Lineage: Eukaryota; Metazoa; Chordata; Aves; Anseriformes; Anatidae. The record is from RefSeq and is a predicted model, not a curated record. Bases 2857 to 3258 code for a protein of 133 amino acids.